AUGGAGGUCAAGGAGGAGCGCCAGCCGCGAACACACGUCGACAGCUCGCCACUGCCGACCGACUCGAUGGUGACGGUCCCACUCUCAGAAACAGACGGAACGACCCCAGAGGAAGAGGAAGGCGCGAGGCAAUCGGUGAUGCGGCCAGAAAUUAUAGUAGAGGAGCGGAGAGCGUCGUCACGAACAAACUCAACAGAAAUCCGCAAUGCCUUUGGGCGACGUGCCAGCCAAGCCAGCAUCGAGACACCCGCCCCAACCAGCCCUACCAUCUCAGUCCGUGACACCGACGCGCCAGUAUCACCAAAGACCGCGGGAGAGUCCAGGGGACGACGAACUAGCAAUGGCUCGGGAAAAAGCGAGGAGGUUGACUGGGCCGAGCUAGAGAAAAAAGAAGAACAGGAGCCAGAGGGCGAGGAGGAGGCUAUGGCCCUGCUCCUCGCACGACUGGAGCAGGAGAACGACGCCAUACUAUCAAACUCCAAAUCCAACAUGAAGGUCGCCCGCGCCCGCAGCCAGUCCCGGCCGCCCUCCUUCAACCAGCUCAAGCGCCUCGUGGCCGACGACACCUCCAACAUGCGCUUCUCACAGCUGCCCUCGCCACCGCCCAUGACCGAACUCGAGUUCUGGGCUGCCCUCGUGCGCGACUACCCACAAACCGUCCAGCGACUGCCCACCCUCUCGCUGAACAAGAUUCGAGGGGGUAUUCCAGCGCCACUGCGGGGCGUCGUCUGGCAGAGUGCAGCUGGUUCGCGAGAAAAGCUCAUCGAGGACCAAUACGACGCCCUAUGCGGAGAGUCGAGCCCGUACGAGAACAUCAUCAACAAGGACCUGGGCAGAAGUUUCCCAGGCGUCGAGAUGUUCAAGGACCCUGAAGGCGAGGGGCAAAAGAUGCUCGGUCGCGUGCUCAAAUGCUUCAGUCUGUAUGACCACAAGAUUGGCUACUGUCAGGGUCUUGGUUUCCUUGUCGGCCCCCUGCUUAUGCAGAUGGGCGACAAGGAGGCCUUUUGCGUGCUUGUGAGACUCAUGGAAGACUAUGAUCUGCGCUCUUGUUUUCUGCCAGACCUGUCUGGCCUCCACCUGCGCAUCUUCCAGUUCCAGAACUUGCUCCGUUCCCACAUGCCACAACUAGCCCAGCAUCUUGAUGAGCUAGAUGUGCAGUCCGCCUACCUGUCGCAAUGGUUCCUGUCUUUCUUCGCAGUCACAUGCCCAUUGCCCAUGUUGUUCCGCAUCUACGAUGUGCUAUUCGCCGAAGGCGCAUCCGAGACCAUCAUGCGCGUCGCGCUCGCGCUAAUGAAGCGCAACGAACAAAAGCUGCUGUCCCUCACAGAGUUCGAAGACGUGAUGCAAUUGCUUUUGGGGCGGCAACUCUGGGACCCAUAUGGGCGGAAUGCGGGGUCGGCGGAUGAGUUGGUCGGAGAUUUCGUUGGUUUCACAAAUGACGUGACGCGCGAGCGGUUGCAAGGGUUGGAGCAACAGUACAAGGAAGCUCAGGAGAAGGAUUCGUCCAAGCAGCAAGUCCAGAAAUCUGCCACGUCGUUCCUGGGACGCUUGUGGGGUCCGUCCAACUCUUCGACCAAGUCGGUUUCACUCAGCCCGGGUCUCUCCGCGCCUUCACGACCGGUUAGCUUCCUCAGGCGCUCCGCGUCCAAACAGAGUCUUGCCUCAACACUCAACUCAACUGCCGAAUCUGAUGCUUCGGCUGCGACACAAAGUACAGCCAUGACGGAUAUUUCGCGCGCCUCGAAUGGAGAUGCGCUGUCGAUGAAGUCGGGACACGGUUCCAUGGCCAUGGGCGCUUCGGCGAAAGACCGGGACCUGCAUUAUCAGAUUGAGCAACUGCUCAUGUCCGUGAGCCAACUCCAACGCCAAAAUAGCGAACUCGAAACGGCAUUGCAAAAGCAACGCGAAGACCGCAAGGAAGACCACAGGAUAGUCCGAACCGUUGUCGACAAAGUCCGAAAGAAGACUACAACACUCGCAGCGCCAUCAACCCGCGCGUCGCGCCGACGAACAACAAUCACAUCUCCACCGAAUCUCACUCCGCCUGGAGAUGCCCCCGAACUAUCGGAAGAAGCUGUGGAAAUAGUAGAAACACUAGAAACCCGCUUCCCCCACCACCAAGCCCACCACCGCGCCUCGUCCAUGUUCGAAACAAAAGCUCUUCUGCGAGACUCCUUGACACGUACGAAAGAACAGCUCGCCAACGAAACGCUGCGCGCCAACGCGCUCGCCCGUGACUUAUCCGACCGCGACGCCGAGCUGCAGAUUGCGCGUGACGCGCUACGAGAUACACGACACAGAUUAGCAGAUUCCUACAACCAGAACCAGCGGCUCGAGAAGAACGUCCAGGAACUACGACAGAAUGCACGCAAGGCGAGUGCGGCGGCGAGUUGGACAUCAGCGGACCACGGUAACGCGCCAGACACGCCACCCACGCUAUCUCGCUCCACAACCUCUGAUUCCAUAUCCACAACGACGACAAAUGGCCUGCGAGAGUUGCGCCUUGGACGAACGAAUAGCCAGAAAUCUGAACGCCACCAACAGUACUCUGCUCCUCCUCCGCAUCAGACGUUUGCCAAGCGCUCGAGUAGUCUGGCUACGCAGAGUGUUUUGAGCGCGACGGAGAAUAAUAGUCCGGCGGAUAACGAGGCGCUGCUGCUUGAGCUGGUGAAUGCAAAGACGGCAGAGGCGGUUGCGAGACAGGAGUUGGAAGAAUUACGAUCGAGAUUCGAGGGUAUGAAGAGGGGCAUGUCGCAGGGAGGUGGUGGUGGUAGUGGUAAUAGUAAUGCUGCUAGUCCGAUGAGUGGUUCGCCUUUUGCUACGCCCACGCAGACUCCGGCUGUUACGCCUAGUCCCGUUCCCAAGGAGCCGGCAAGUGGGAAUGGUGGCGGGU
Alternaria arborescens is the source of this 2893-nucleotide messenger RNA. RefSeq lists its product as hypothetical. The record is from RefSeq and is a predicted model, not a curated record. The transcript is spliced from 3 exons. Lineage: Eukaryota; Fungi; Ascomycota; Dothideomycetes; Pleosporales; Pleosporaceae. The annotation marks the transcript as partial.